GUGAAAACCACCAGCAUCCCAUCGGUUAACAACGUCCGUCCAUCUUUUUCUUUUAAUAUUCAUGCAUUGACACAGACGCUCAUAACAGCACGAGGUUUGAUAUGGAGAUGUGUUUCAGAAUAUCUCUGAUGUUUCUGCUCAUGACUGCUGAUGUUGAUGGUCAGCAGGGUUGGGGAGUGAAUUACAGCCCUUCAAAUGUUUGUGCAUUAAGAGGAUCAACAGUGAAAAUAACCUGUACUUUAAUAUAUCCUCAUAGUUAUGUGUUGAAUAAAGUCUUCUGGACAAAAGUUGCACAUAAAACUAAUGGAGAACCACCUGCCCUGUGUUUGGUACCAGAAAACAGAAGAGGAGUUCAGUGCCACAGUGAAUAUAAAGACACUCACAGCAUCACUUUGACAUAUGUGACAGAAGCUGAUGAACACAUCUACUACUGCAGAUUUAUAACAAACCAAACAGGUGGUAAAUAUACAGGAGUUCCUGGAGUUCAGCUUGAUGUCACAGAACUGCAGGUGGAGUCAAAUCAGAGAGUGAAAGAGGGAGAUUCAGUGACUCUUACAUGUAAAACCACCUGCAGUCUGACUGAAAAAACAACAUUCAUCUGGUACAGAAACACACAGAGAUUCACUAAAGGAAGAAUUACAUUGAAUCAACUUCACCUGCAGUCAGUCAGUCGUGAUGAUUCAGGAGUUUAUAGAUGUGAUGCUGUAAGAAGAUCUGAACGUCUUCUGUCCUCUCCUGAUGUUUAUCUUAUUGUUGAGUAUCCUCCUGAGAAAACUUCAGCAUCCAUCAGUGGAUCUGGUGAAAUAAUGGAGGGUGAUUCCGUGACUCUGACCUGCAGCAGUGAAUCAAAUCCACCUGUUCAAGAGUACAGCUGGUUUAAGAGAGGAGAGUUUAUAAGAUCUGGACAGAUCUACAGCAUCACGAGUAUUAGAUCAGAUGACAGUGGAGAAUACAAGUGCAAGUCCAGAAAUAAACAUGGAGAGAAAGAUUCAGAUGCUGUGAUGCUGGAUGUGAUGUAUGCACCAAGAAAUGUUAUGGCGUCCGUCAGUGGAUCUGGUGAAAUAAUGGAGGGUGAUUCAGUGACUCUGAUCUGCAGCAGUGAAUCAAAUCCACCUGUUUACAACUACAGCUGGUUUAAGGAGAAUGAAACAUCAUCUGUUGGAUCUGGACAGACGUACAGCAUCACUAACAUUAACUCCAGACACAGUGGAUGGUUUUACUGUGAGGCUCAGAAUGAAGUCGGAUCUCAGAGAUCUGCUGCUGUAUCACUCACAGUAACAGGGGUUCAUGGUUUUGCUCUUUAUACACUUAAUUGGAUUCUGGCAGGAUGUGGGGCUUUGUUCUUCAUCAUCAUCUUCCUCAUUUUGUUUAUUAUGAAGCACAGGAGACGUCAUACAGCUGAAGACAUCAAGCAGAAGCAGACGGCUGACUGGAGUGAUGAUACAUACACAACUCUGAAUCCUGAGUCCAGAACAUCUGAUGACAUUUACAACACAAUCAGAUCUGAUCAGUGCAGGGCUGCUGAUGGCGUCUACACGACUCUUGAGCUUCAGUCCAGAUCUUCUGAAUAUGACACACUUACAGUAAACAAACAUUAAACUCUCUCUGACUCUGACAGACGGCACUACUGAUGUAAUGUUG
Paramisgurnus dabryanus is the source of this 1641-nucleotide messenger RNA. The record is from RefSeq and is a predicted model, not a curated record. Lineage: Eukaryota; Metazoa; Chordata; Actinopteri; Cypriniformes; Cobitidae.